AUGAAUUCUAUACAAUAACUCUAUUUCCAAGCCAUACUCAAGCAAUAAGAAUUAGAGAAAAUCAAAUAGGAGGAAUAGGUACAAAGAUAAAAUCAAGAAAUUAGCAAAUAGCAGUAAUUACUCUCAUUUGUUUCGCAGCCUGGUUUAUACGCUGGUGAUAAAUAAAGUUGGCCCUUGAUUGACAUUCAAAACAGAAUAACAUAAUUUUACUAACAAUUAGUGCUGAGACGAGAAACAGUGAUCAUUAGGAAUUAAAUCGAUCAUCAUCUACCUUAUUUCCUCAAUGUAUUGGGCAAUUUGAUUAUUCAUGGGUUGGAUUCAAUAAAAUGUGAAGGAAAUUAUAUUGGAAUUCUAAAAUCCUAAUUUUUAAAUUAACCAAUGAACAUAACUAUGAGCAAUUCAUUGUUCAAAACUCUCUCUCUCCUGUUGAGAUCAUCCCUUGUUUAAUUUGAUAAAGAUUAAAUCUAGGAUAGAAGAUGUGUCAAUAUGAAAUAUCUUUAUCAAUUCUUAUUAUUCAGAGAUGACUUUUGCGAUAUUUUUUAUAAUUCUCUAUAUCAAUAUCAGAUCUCAUCACACAAAUAAGUGAGUUAAUAGCUGAGCUUCUAUCAAUUGCAUCAAUUGGUGGUUAAAAAGUCAGAAGAUGUUUGGUGCACAUUCAUAUAUAAAAUAUUGAGCUAACAGUAAUAGCAGUUAACGACAGAUUAGUUUUUUGUUUAAUUUAAUCAUUACACACUCCUGCUGAAUAGUUUCUUUAAGAAACCAAAUCUAAUCUUUAACAUAGUUGAAAAUACUGUAAAAGAAACAGCCCAGUUACAUAACGACACAAUCUUUUAAGAAUAUCUUAUGAUUAUGGGUAGUUUCAAAGCAACAACCUAAGAUUUCUUGAAAAAAGCGACCUCUAUAUUUUUUGAUGAUAGCAACUCAGCAAUCGAUUUGUCAGAAUUUAUAAUAAAAACCAAAAAAAUACAUAAUUAAUUGAAUAGUUCUAUCUUAUACAUAUUGCCUAAGCUAUUGCAAUUGGAGAAUCAAAUGAUCGAUAUGGUCUAAGUAAAUGGGAAACAAGAAGCAGAACCAGUCAAAAACAGUUCCAAUUAUUAUUUAAAGAUGAUUGAGAGGCUAAAAAAUAAAUGUGUAUACAAUGGAGAGGAAAAUUGCAAUUGCAAGAAGUGCCAAUGCAUCAGAAGGAAUAGAAAUUCUGCCAAUGAAGCUCAAAGGAAAAAGAGAGAGGCUCUUGAAAAAAUAGGACCGUUGCAAGAUGCUUUUGAAGAAUUAAGAAAAAAGGUUAGAGUAGUGCAGAAUGAGAAUGAGAAUCUUAGACAAUUACUUAUAAAUGUGUUCUAACAUCCGUAGUAUCAAAGCUGGCUUCAACCUUCAUAGAGCCUCUCACAAAAAUCAUAUCAGAUGCAGAUGGUGAAUUUGCUUCCUCUGAAUUUUGUUAAUGAAUUAUAUUAUAUAACUUAUUUUAUAUCUAUGAAAUAGAAUGAUGUUUUUACAAAACGAGAAACUCUUAGACCAAUCAAUACAUUGACCUGUUUUGAUUCUGCUCAUUCAAAUUCGCUAUACAUUCUAAAAAUGAAGGAGUUGACAGGAAUCUAUAAAUAAGAAAGUGAAUUGCUGUAGGAUGAUCUUUCCCAUAUGAAUCAAUUAAUUAAUUCAUAAAGUCAGGACAUUCAAAAUGAAAUUGAACCUCAAAUUCUUGAACUCAAAUAGAUGCUCUAAAGACAGGUUGUGGAAUAUAAUCAUGAGAUGGAGGAUCAGAUCGUAUAAUUGGAAAAUAUCAGGAAUGAUAAUUUAGAUUUGGAAAAAGAAAUAUACAAACUACAAUAGCGGUUGACUCAAUUGGAUGAUCAUAUUGGAUAAUAAGUGCUAUAAAGAAAGUACGAUAUCAAAUUUUCAUGA
This is a messenger RNA of Paramecium tetraurelia, 1899 nucleotides long. RefSeq lists its product as uncharacterized. The record is from RefSeq and is a predicted model, not a curated record. NCBI's taxonomy places the organism in Eukaryota, Ciliophora, Oligohymenophorea, Peniculida, Parameciidae. The transcript has 6 exons.